Messenger RNA from Onthophagus taurus, 1310 nucleotides. RefSeq names its product phytanoyl-CoA dioxygenase, peroxisomal. The record is from RefSeq and is a predicted model, not a curated record. Gene Ontology annotation, molecular function: phytanoyl-CoA dioxygenase activity. Gene Ontology annotation, biological process: fatty acid alpha-oxidation. Lineage: Eukaryota; Metazoa; Arthropoda; Insecta; Coleoptera; Scarabaeidae.
CUCUCCAGUAUUGAGAUAAACUUUGAGAGGCCAAUAUAACCAAAUAAAUUCCCGGAUACCAUCUUCAGUUCACGAUAAUACCUCAUCAAAGCAACAACUUAAAGAUAACUAACGUUUAAGUGAACAAUAAAUAAUGGCAUCUUGCCCAGUUUUUAAAUAUACAGCAUCAAAUCGGGCUUUAACCAACGAACAGCGACAAUUCUACGAAGAUAAUGGUUUCAUAAUUAUCCGUGGUUUGGUAAGCCCAGCCGAUUUAGAUAGAUACCAACAAAGAUUUAUCGAUUUCUGCGAUGGCAAAGUCGAUAAAGGUGGUAUGACCGUAAUGAAGGAUUUGUCUUUGCUGAAAGAAGGUAAAGCCAAAGGAGAGUAUCUAGUCAAUAAAAUUCAAGAAUUUUUAUACGAUGAUGUCCUCUUCGACUACGCCAAAGAUCCAAAAAUUGUUGAAGUGGUUGCUAGCAUCAUAGGCGAUAAUGUUACCGCUGUUCACUCUAUGUUGAUUAAUAAACCACCAGAUGCGCAUGAAGCUACCUCAAAACAUCCAUUACAUCAAGAUUUGCAUUAUUUUCCAUUUAGACCAGCUGAUAAAAUAUGUGCAUCAUGGACUGCAAUGGAGCGAAUUGAUGAAAAAAAUGGUUGUUUAUUCGCUGUUCCUGGAUCACAUAAAUUGGAAUUAUAUGCGCAUGUUUAUCCAGAUGCAUUAACAAAUAAAGCUUACCACGGAGUAAUCGGUUUUGAUGAUAAACCAAAAGUGAUGAUGAUUAUGGAAAAAGGAGAUACGGCAUUUUUCCAUCCAAUUCUUCUUCACGGUUCCGGUCCAAAUUUAACGAAAGGUUUCCGAAAAGCAAUUUCCGUUCAUUACGCGAGCAGUGAUUGCCACUUUAUUGACGUAAAAGGAACGACGCAACAAAAUAUCGCCGAUGAAGUCGAAGCGAUUGCCAAAAAAAGAGGAAUCAGCGUUGAUUACCGAGUUAUUUGGAAAAUGAAAAGCCGUUUGGUUGCUGGACAACUUGGAAAAUUCAAUGAAAUGGGGAGCAAAAUUUAAGUUUAUUAAAAAAUAAUUAUGCACCAUGAAAAGUUGAUGAAGAUUAAAAUGAUUAAAAAUGAUAAAAAAUAUCGUUUAUAAACAAAAUGGUAAAGGAAAAAAAGGUGUAAUAUUUAAAAAUUUUACGUCAUCAUUUGGGAACAUAAAUACGUAUUAACAUGUUUUUUUUAUUGAAUAUACAAUUUAUUUUAUUUUUGUGAACUAUUAUACUAUCUUUGUUACUGUUUGUUACCAAAUAAAAUAUAAAUAAAUAUAUAUUUUUACAUAC